AAAUUAUCAUUACAUUAUCAACUAUGUCGACUAAUGAAUCAGAUUAUACUGCUGUCGACGUGCCAGAAAAUGGAGAAAGGUUAUGUUUUGCUAUUAGUCCAGAAGGCGAUUUCGUAGUCGAUUUUGGUAAAAUUCCUACAUAUAACAAUUUACUUUAG
Racocetra fulgida is the source of this 158-nucleotide messenger RNA. The record is from the annotation of a GenBank genome assembly. Lineage: Eukaryota; Fungi; Glomeromycota; Glomeromycetes; Diversisporales; Gigasporaceae.